This is a messenger RNA of Pelobates fuscus (common spadefoot toad), 2205 nucleotides long. It is a transcript of the gene MBOAT7, whose product is annotated as membrane bound O-acyltransferase domain containing 7. Lineage: Eukaryota; Metazoa; Chordata; Amphibia; Anura; Pelobatidae. Gene Ontology annotation, molecular function: lysophospholipid acyltransferase activity. The record is from RefSeq and is a predicted model, not a curated record. The transcript has 8 exons. Gene Ontology annotation, biological process: lipid modification; phosphatidylinositol biosynthetic process. Gene Ontology annotation, cellular component: mitochondria-associated endoplasmic reticulum membrane contact site; membrane. The coding region runs from base 132 to 1547 and encodes 471 amino acids.
CCCAGCCACACUGAGGGGGCGGGUUCCAUUUCUCAUUUCCUUGUUACAUUGUAUCUCUAAUGAAUGAUUCUCAUUAAACAAUCAGAGCCUGCAGCUGUUCUGUUCUCUAAGUAGCAGUCUAAAGAGUGAGCAUGUCCCCUGAUGAGCUGACCUACCUCGGAAUCUUGAUUUUUUCCAUACCUAUUGGAUUCCUUUUCAAGAAUGCAAGUCCACAAGCGAAGCAGUAUGGGGGGACAGCAGUAGGGGUUCUGCUCACUCUGGCCACAUGUCACAUCCACAUUAUUCAUUCUGUCAUCACCAUACUUGGAACAUGGCUCAUCUUGAAGGUUUCUCCCAGGUCCUGUCACUUUCUGGCGCUCGGAUGGACAUUCACAUACCUGUUUUUCUUCCGGACAGUGACUUACUUUGAACUUCCUACACCAACUCCAUUUACAAAUGCUGUGCAAUUACUUUUAACUUUGAAGCUUGUGAGUCUUGCAAACGAGGUACAAGAAUUUUGCAGACUCAAGAAACAGGAUGUGACCUUAUUUUCCAAGCCCUCUGUGAUCAAUGUGAUCCCCAACAUACCAAGCCUAGUUGAGAUUUUUUUCUAUAGCUAUUGCUAUAUUGGUCUAAUGACAGGUCCUUUCUUUCGAUAUAAAACCUACUAUGAUUGGUUACAUCAAGUAGACUCCACGUCCAUCCCAAGCUGGAGGCCACUAGUGGCACGAUUAAAGACAACUCCAGUCUUUGGUGUCCUCUUCCUUAUUGUUUCCAGCUAUUUCCCACUGGAUUAUGUUAAAAAUGAUGAGUUCUAUGACCGUGGUUUCCUGUUUCGACUCUUCUACAUGGUACCCAUAUUCUUCGUGUUCCGCAUGCGAUUUUAUGUAGCCUGGAUUUUUGCUGAAUGCGGAUGUAUUGCUGCUGCAUUUGGUGCCUAUCCUGUGGCAGCAAAGUCUCGUCCUGGAGGAGGUCCAACUGUGGAAUAUGCUCCAUUAGAAAGAAACGCUGAAGGAAUGAAAGUGGACCUUUCAUAUGACUAUGAGACAGUGAAGAACAUUGACUGCUAUGGAACAGACUUCUGUGUGAAAGUAAAGGAUGGUAUGCGCUACUGGAAUAUGAGUGUGCAGUGGUGGCUGGCACAGUACAUCUAUAAAAAUUCACCCAUCAGGAACCUUGUAUUUGGGAGCGCCUGGACUAUGCUAAUUAGUGCCUACUGGCAUGGAAUUCACCCUGGUUACUACCUGAGCUUUUUGACCAUUCCUCUGUGUCUAGCUUCAGAGGGGGCAAUGGAGGCUGGCCUGAGGCGUCAUCUUUCUGACUCCGGAAAGAUGCUAUUCGAUUGGGUUCAUUGGUUCCUCAAGAUGAGGGCUUACGACUACAUGUGCAUGGGUUUUGUGCUCCUGACCUUCUCGGACACUGUUCGCUAUUGGCAAUCCAUCUACUUCUCGGUGCAUGUGCUGGCGGUCCUCCUCCUUAUUCUAGGCCGUGUUCUGGUAAUGAAAGCACCUCGUGGCCCAAAGAAUGUAAAGGAGAAGGAAGAAGCUAAAAAGAAGAGUGAGAACUAGGCAAAAACAUUUAGUGACAUGCUAGAUCCAAUAUGACAUUGUUCUGGAUCGGUUUGUAGCCAUGAAGUCCUUGUGGUUUUGUUAAACUGGAUAGAAUCAUUGAGAUUAUACUCUCACAAUGUGUUCUGCUUACACUGUGCUAGACUGUGAAAGCCACAUCCUAUAUUUUGGAUACAGAGAAUGAAGAGGUCUGUUUCAGCAGUAUUCCGAGACCUUUAUAGUUUAGUCUCAAUACAUGUGUGCUUCCUGGAGAAUGCUACAAUGUGUGUGUAAAUUGGUCCUCAGUGUAUAAGGCAUUGCAGAUCAGUUUUACUUACCAUAUUCCUCAACAAAAACCAUAUCAUUUUUCAAGUGACAAAGACUUGCAUUGUAUACAUCUGCGAUAGUUGGCUGAUCGCUAUCUCUGCCUCUUUCUAAUGCAUCAUUUGUUUAUGAUCUAAUCUGUUGCUGUGCCGAGCAAAGUGCUAUCUAUCGAUAACAUGGGGUGGUUUAUUAAAGCACAGGACAGACAUUACGACAAACCUUUCACAUUAGCAGUAGAGGCCUGCAGUGCAUUACCUUGUUCAAUGCUUCUGGAAUGUUUGACCUCCAAAUGUGUUUUUUUUUAUUUUUUUAUUAUUAUUGUCAUUGUUUUUUAUUAAAUGGUAGAAAGGAAUUU